AUGCCCAGCUCAUGCAAUGAUAUCCGAGAGGCGCUGGCCCAGUGCCUGCAGGAGUCGGACUGUAUUAUGGUCCAGCGUCAUACGCCGCGCGAAUGUCUCGCCUCGCCGCUAGCCGAGGAGUUGCCCAUGAAGUGUCAGCAGUUGCGGAAAGGGUUCAGCGAGUGCAAGCGCGGCAUGAUCGAUAUGCGCAAGCGGUUCCGUGGCAACCGUCCCAUUGCGGUGUCUAAGGAGUUGGAGGGCGGCAAGUCACCUUCGGGCGAGCAGCUUUAUGCUGGCCAACAGGCCUUCCAGUCCGUCAAGGAAAUCAGUGGCGAUGAGGUACAAAUGGAUCCCGAGAAGACCCGUGGUCUGUAA
Molecule: messenger RNA, 354 nt
Organism: Penicillium cinerascens
Lineage: Eukaryota; Fungi; Ascomycota; Eurotiomycetes; Eurotiales; Aspergillaceae
Product: PET191 family protein
Exons: 3
Coding region: 1-354 (117 amino acids)
Biological process (GO): mitochondrial respiratory chain complex IV assembly
Cellular component (GO): mitochondrion
Source: RefSeq, a predicted model, not a curated record